Messenger RNA from Moneuplotes crassus, 2470 nucleotides. The record is from the annotation of a GenBank genome assembly. Lineage: Eukaryota; Ciliophora; Spirotrichea; Euplotida; Euplotidae.
AUGGGAUUUGAAGUUGCGACCACAAAAAUCAACAUUGCUCAGAAAAACUCUGUGGACAAAAUAUCAAAAGUAUGUCAAGAAGCUUUAGCUCUCUCCCCUGACCUAAAAAGCACAUUAAUACUUUCCUGAGGGUCUCAAUUCAAAUUAGAUCAGGCGGAUUUUGACCAAAAUAGAGGCAUGAUUAUCGGAUAUGAGAUUGUCAGACACCUUAUCUCUCUAAAACAAGCUUUAAAAGAAACCAGCAAAGACUCUACCCCAAUCUCUGCUUAUCUCAGUUGCUAUGAGAUCAUUGCUGAUGCUGAAGAGGACAUCGUGGACCUCAUAGAAUAUGAACAUAGCGAAAGGAGUUCCAUAAAUAUCUCCAAAAGUCAGAGCAAACAUAGCUCGGUCAAAAGUGAAAGCGAAAUGCAAGAAAUAUUUAUAGAUACAGACUCGCUUGAAGAACUCCAAAUGGUAGUAAAUGACCUCUUUAGUAAAAGAAAACGAGUUUUCUGAGGGCAUGAAGACUCUUAUGACAAAGAAUGAGACUGAUGAAAAACAAAGAAACUUAAUAUGUAUAAAGAAGGGAUUAACCAAUAUGCACCACCUUAUAUCAGCAACGUUGUUUUGAAAAUUAGGAUCGCACAAAAUGAUAGCCAAGAUGAGAGUGAUCCUGAGCAAAAAGAGAUCUAUUUAAUUGAUCUAUCAGAGUAUAAUGAACCAGUCCCAGAGAUACAGAACAUGCUACUCAAACUAGAGUCUGACAUCUCCUCUCUUUCCCUCGAUACAAGAAUCUGCCAAUUUGUGUUUGAAAAGUGCAGAAAAGUUGACUCGCUUCACCUACUCGGAUUCAUAAACUCUCCAAAAGACUUAACCAAAAUUCCAGAAGAAGUUCAAGCUUAUACUGACAAAAUCACAGAAUUUAGCGAAAUUGCCUAUAAGGUAUUUUCAACAUCAAAUGAAAUAUUUGGAAACUUUCGAAGCAGAGUGUUAGACAAUCUCUCUUCAGAAAUAGGUGGGUUAAGCGUCUUCUCCCAACAAAAAUCAGAUGAAUCCAAAUUACAUUUCUCCACCAUGUCUAAAAGUAUAUCUGCAAAAUCAGAGGGCUCUAACACCCAUGUGACAAAGCUAAAGGCAAUAUGUAGUGACAGGAGUCUCACCAGCUCGCAGCGUCUUCAAGGGGUCAAAAACUGAGUAAAAAGCUUUAUAAAAGACAGUGAACAUAGUAAUUACUCCAUCAAAGAUGACAAUGAGGCUACCAUUAUCAAUAAGAUCACCAAUAACAUCCUCAAAGAGCUAGAUGUAGCUAAUAUGUUUAAUUCACAGCAAAACAUCCAGAACACUAGCACCCAAGACAAAGAACUUUGUCUGAGCCAGUCCCAAUCUUACAUAUUCAGCAAAGUCAGUUCCGAAAAAGGGAGGAAUAAUCGGAAAAAUCGGAUAUCUGCGAUCAAAAAGAGAAAAGAAAGCAAAGGAUCUUCCUUUGCUUCAAAUAUUCUAUUACAUAAUAAAAACAUGAUGGACUUGAAAGAAAGUGGUCGCAAGAGUAAAAAGUUGGUCCCUCAAACCUCAGGAUUUGACUAUGUCCAAGAUAAAGAGAAUAUUUCAAAUAAGUCUAAGAAUAUCAUCAGAGCAUGCAGAGAGGCUAGAUAUCCUCUGUCCAAUAAGUUCAAAAGAAAGGCUCAAAAUAAAUCAAACUCAAGAGAAGUCAUUAUCAGUGUGAAAAAGAUCCACCAAAUCCGGGCGCCCAACCAGAGCAUUGCUUCUAGCGGUCGCCCGAUCAAGAAAGAAAUCAACAUUGCUGAUGACUUCAGCAUUACCGAUAGCGAAGAGGAGAAGCAAGAAUUGGUUCCAAAAAGAGCCAAGAAUUACCUAAGCAACAGUAAAAAUAUUGAAAAAGAGGGCUGAAGCAGUCCUAAAGAUCAAGAAACUAUACAACAAGUUCAAGGAAUUUUGCAAGACUCAAUGAAGUUGGUCAGGCACCAAAUGAACUCAUUUUUGGAUUAUUUCGUUAAUGGCAAUCAUAAGCCAAGAAGUAAGAAAAGGUCAUUGAUAAGGAGAUGUAUUGGGAGUUUAAGCUGCAGUGGGAGUCGAGAGAGGAAGAAUAAUUAUAUAUCCACUCCUAAAUCGCAAUCUUCAAGUUUGUACUCUAAGUCUUAUAAUUUUUCAAACAAUCCUAUUCAAAAGAAAGACGAUUCAAGUUCUAAAAAUUCUAAAAUUCACAAUAAAGUAGCUGCAAGGAGACAUAUUGUAUUAUUCCCUCGUAACUCACAUAAUUCUUCGCAGAGAUCUUCAGAGAGGAUUAAAACUACUGUGACUAAGAACACAAAUAGGAGGCAAAAUCCUAGACCUGCUCGAAGGGAGAUAAACCUCGGAGUGAUUAGACACCCUCUGAACUCAGAAAGGAAUAACUACAGCAUUGGAAUGAGCACACUGAAUAAGGACACCAUUGUUAGGACUCUUGAUGAUAGAUAAUAAUAUUUUUCAAAUA